GACAUCGAUGAUUUAGGGCAUAAGUACCAUCUGGAACUGGUGUUAGAAGAUGUCCUUGACAAAGACAGUACUGUUAACUGCACUGCUGAGGUUCUUUAUCAUCUGGGCAACAAAAACAUUGCUCCAGAUGUGCAAUUCACAAUUGAAGGAGAACUUAAGAACACAGACGAAGCAGAUAACAUAUUCUACAGUCGAAUCAAGAGCCUGGAAAAAGAGCUUGUGGCAGAAAACAUACCAGACAGCCAUGGCAACGUGCCCCCAGAAAUGGAGCCCAUCCACCUGCUAGCAUGGGUCGCCUCUGGCUACGUCAUAUGGCAGAACUCAACUGAAAACACCAAGUUACAACUUGGCCAAAUUAAACAUGUGAAGCAAAUGAAAAGAAGUGAUGAAUAUCUUGAAUUUGACUACCUGAUUCUACUUCAUGACAUGGUGUCCCAGGAGAUUAUUCCCUGGCACAUGACAGUUCUCUGGCACCCACAGCGUGGUGUUCAAGUAACACAGGACAGUCGUCAGCCAAAGCUUGCAUCAAAAUAA
Messenger RNA from Pterocles gutturalis (yellow-throated sandgrouse), 534 nucleotides. RefSeq names its product latexin (gene LXN). The annotation marks the transcript as partial. Lineage: Eukaryota; Metazoa; Chordata; Aves; Pterocliformes; Pteroclidae. The transcript is spliced from 5 exons. Gene Ontology annotation, molecular function: metalloendopeptidase inhibitor activity. The record is from RefSeq and is a predicted model, not a curated record.